This is a messenger RNA of Rhineura floridana, 2681 nucleotides long. It is a transcript of the gene PITPNA, whose product is annotated as phosphatidylinositol transfer protein alpha. NCBI's taxonomy places the organism in Eukaryota, Metazoa, Chordata, Lepidosauria, Squamata, Rhineuridae. The coding region runs from base 91 to 906 and encodes 271 amino acids. Gene Ontology annotation, biological process: phospholipid transport. Gene Ontology annotation, molecular function: phosphatidylinositol transfer activity; phosphatidylinositol binding; phosphatidylcholine binding. Gene Ontology annotation, cellular component: cytoplasm. The transcript is spliced from 12 exons. The record is from RefSeq and is a predicted model, not a curated record.
GCGGAGGGAGGGAGGGAGGGAGGCGACGGAGGAAGAGCCGGAGCCGGCGCUGUGGUGCCUCUCCUCCUCUGACGCCGCCGCUCGCCGGUCAUGGUGCUCGUCAAAGAAUACCGCGUUGUUUUGCCUGUGUCUGUGGAGGAGUACCAGGUGGGGCAGCUGUACUCCGUGGCGGAAGCCAGCAAGAAUGAGACCGGUGGCGGCGAAGGGGUGGAAGUCCUGGUGAAUGAGCCCUACGAGCGCGACGGGGAGCGGGGCCAGUACACCCACAAAAUCUACCACUUGCAGAGCAAAGUCCCUCCCUUUGUGAAAAUGCUGGCCCCUGAGGGAGCCUUAAACAUCCAUGAGAAAGCGUGGAACGCGUAUCCUUUCUGCCGGACUGUUAUUACAAAUGAAUACAUGAAAGAUGACUUUUUAAUCAAAAUUGAGACCUGGCACAAAGCAGACAUUGGCAUGCAGGAGAACGUUCACAAACUGGACCCCAAUGAAUGGAAGAAUGUGGAAGCCAUCUAUAUAGACAUCGCAGACCGGAGCCAGGUGCUUUCCAAGGAUUACAAGCCAGAAGAAGACCCAGCAAAGUUUAAAUCGGUCAAAACAGGGCGUGGCCCUCUGGGGCCCAACUGGAAGAAGGAACUGGGCAUGCAGUCGGACUGCCCGUACAUGUGCGCCUACAAGCUCGUAACGGUCAAGUUCAAGUGGUGGGGGCUGCAAAACAAAGUGGAAAACUUUAUACAGAAGCAAGAGAGGAGGCUUUUUACGAAUUUCCACCGGCAGCUGUUUUGUUGGCUUGAUAAAUGGGUUGACCUGACAAUGGAGGACAUUCGCAGGAUGGAGGAUGAGACAAAGAGGCAGCUGGAUGAGAUGAGAGAGAAGGAUCCAUUGAAAGGAACGUCAGCUGCAGAUGACUAGUGUGGAUUCCUCCCGUUGCACGUUUGCAAAACAGCCAGCAGGAAGGCCCAGGAACUCCACCCUCUUGACCAACGGACCAUCUCUGGAUCAAGUCCUCCUGUAUCCAGUCAGCAGGCGACUUCCAAUCUCCCCUAGCUAACUCUAGUUGCCCUUAAUAUCGUGAGCAAAGAGACAGUCCUUCGGUCCUGAGCACUCUGGCCUUGGCCCCUGGGCAGGAGGUGGCUCCUUUCGGACGGCUGCAUCCGUGACUUUGCCCCCUUCCCCAGACAGUGUUCAGCGCGAUCCCCAUGUGGCUCUCUUUCAUUUCCAAGUGACCGUUUUAGCUGAAAUAGUCUUGUGACAUGGUGAUUUAGAUUUCAUGUGUGUGUGUCUGUGUGUGUAUGUAUGUAUAUAUAUAUAUAUAUAUAUAUACGUAUAUAUAUAUAUAUAUAUAUGUAUGUAUGUAUACCCCAUCCCCUUUCAACCACUGGGAUAAAAUGCUGCUUUUGUUCCUUCACCUUUCUUUGUCAAUCUGUGGAGAGGGGAACUCAGUGUUAGAGGGCAAUGAAUGCUGUUUGGGAGGGUGUCAGGCCAACUUUUUUGCUCCCUGAACAAUAACCUAGUGACGGGCAGGGCUCCUGGUGCCCAGGAGUGGGCAGGUCUUGUUGCUCACGCUGGCCUCGAUAUGCACCAGGAGUCUGUGCGCCUUGCCCCACAUUCUGCCUGCUGUGAGGUCCUUUCAGUGUAGUUCUCUAGAUCAGUAUUGCUGCUUUGGAAUUGAGAGAGAGAGCAGGCCUGUUAAGAAAACCGUUGUGGGAAUCCACUGUCUUGUCCUUCACUACAAUUAAUAAAUGGUAUGGCCUUUUAUCUGAUCACAAAAAAAACAGCACAGGCAGAAUUCAGUUCUUUAGUUGAAUCAUGCUGAGGUGCUGCUGGUGUUGUGUGUUUGUCCUGGGCAGUAAGACCUGCAGUGACUUUGUAGAGGGGUUUGCCUGUCUCCCUUUGUUGUCAGGAGUGGCAGGGCAUGACCAAAAGCUGACUGAGCUCUUUGCUGCUGGAGAAAUUGCCUAUCUGUUGAGGUGAGGUGAAUCUAAAGCCCACUUGCCUGUGGGCUGGUAUCUGCUUUAGACAAUCAAAUGAGCAGGAUAGAGUUGAACAAACACUGCUGGCUUCACUCAGGUGCUGGUACGAGUAGAGCUAGGGCCAUGUCUUGGUACAGCAGCUUCUGCAACCUGAUCUCCUCCCUGUCUCCCUGCAAAGCAAGCUCUGUGUCUGAAGCUGUGGCUUUCGCUAGAUAUAUAGGGAAGGAAGGAAGGAGGGAGAUAAGCAGGGUGAAGAUUUGCAGCUUUGCUUUGGGAGGAGGCAGUUUAUCCUUCUUACUCCGUUUUGUCCAUUUUUUGCCUUAUUGAUGUCCAAGUGCAAUAAGCAAACUUGAUCUAUGCUGGUGGCACUCUCUUGGCAGAUGCCCUCUUGUGGUGACAUGAGAGGGUUUCUUUGCUUUUUGGGUUGGUGGGUUUUAACAAUCUUGUCAGACAAGAAAUGAAAUGCAUUGGAUCCUUGUUUGUCUCAGAGAGAGAGAGAGGACCUCAGCAGUCGAGGCAAAGUCCUUUGGGACCAGAAAUAUGUUGGGUACUCUCGCAUGCCUCCCCUCCAGGGCAAGGAGGCCCCUGGCUAAUCUUCCUGUACUGUAAAACACUGAGAUUUGGGAAUUAAAACACCGAACCUUUUUUUUUUUUAAUGAAAUGUAAGAGGAUUCUUGUGCUUCAAUUGUUAAUUGUUUUCAUGGCUGUUCUUAU